AUGAGGACUUCAGCUCUAUGUCCUCUUCAGCCUAUUGUGCGGCAAUCAGAUGCAGAACGGUCGCCCGUGGCACGAAAGUCACCUACCGUCCUUCCACCGCUUCGAGGUGUUGAGGCGAUGAACUCCAUGGGAGCGCGGCCAAGGCUUCCGUCCACCUCGCCUAUGAGUCCUCGUGGCUCUAAAUUAUCUGAAAGGACACCUGAUGAUGACCGCAGCUCUGAUUUGCAAAGGCAGGGAUCGUCACUCUCCAAAUUAUCUGACUCCCUUUUUAAGGCCAGGAACGACUCUGUAAGGUGGCUCUUAAGCGACAACAUGGAAAUAGCAAAUAUAGACGACACAUCCAUGAUUACCCCUAGUUGCCAAACACAGCCCCGUGAGGUGAUUGUGAGCAUACCGGGAUACUUUUGUUAUUGCAGCAGCUUUUCGCUUUUUAUGUACAGGAUCUUGUCCACUAAGAACGGCAGGGAGCCUGUUUUUCAAUUGGUCCGGAUCAUCAACUUACCUGGGACCCACAUCUUGUCAUUGACUGCCGACAAGCAGACGAUGCAGGUGGCCAUCUCCAGCAUGGACCGCCGCAUUCAUCUAUACUCCCUUGUUACAGGGGAGCCCACGCAAGAUGUCAUAUUAGAGCUACAAUCUCCCCCUGUCUCCAUCAAGUUCCAUCCCAGCAUUCCGCAUAGCUUGUUUCUCCUCCACUAUUCAGCACAGAGCGAAGGAGAGCUUCGCCUACUUCACAGCAUCACAGGAAAGUCCGUUGUCGUGAAGGCAGGCCUUGACAAAGCACUGGCACUGACAUGCAGUCCAUAUAGCAAGGAACUAGCGGUCUCCUUUGAAUCCGGAGAGAUCUUUGUUAUCGGACUAUCUGCAGAUGGAACCGAGGAGAUCUAUUCCCGUUCCUUGAUUGCGGGUACCUUUACAUCUAAGCUUCCAGACCUGGUUGCAUGGAACUCCAAGCACAACGGUGCUAAAGCAAAGUCAGAAACUAUCAAAUCUAACAUAAAGUACGUGCGCAAACUUUUAGACUAUGUUUCCACGGUCUUGCUAAAGCCUGUCGAGCCCGUGUCAGUAUCCUAUGACCCCACCAAUCAUGAGACUCUGCUGGUAGUAUUUGCGUUUGGGCUCCACUGCCUGUUCAACACUGCGACUGGCGACUGCUUAGUGAUAUACUUUGCUCGAGAAGGGAGACAGUUGGAUACAUCUAGGCUUAGGACAAUCUUUAAUAUUGGCCUCAUAGAUACCACACUUAACAACGCUGACAGUAAGAACAUUUUCACUCCCGCUGGGACGCUUCCAAAUGGGAUUUCUUCGUGCAUUUUUGUUCCUGGGCAGGCGGGAAGGUUCAUCAGCACCGAUUGUGACGCAGGAAUCGUGCGCAUCUGGUCCGUGAACAAUCCCCACGAUCUGUCUGCGCGUCGUGUUGCUUCUACUGCACUAUCUGGAGCAUAUAUAGUAGAGUUGGAUCCAUUUUUGCAAAAUGAGCCCAUAGCUUCUAAUUGCCUUCCUACCGGCCUCACUGUCAUCACCCCGACGACCACAACACUGUCUUCCUACGUAAUAGCUCUAGUAGAUUCAUUUGGGGGCAUAUCGAUUUAUUCCAGUGACUUUCGUGCUCUUGUUCUAAGCAUACCCUCGUCUCAUUACGAUAGGAUUCUUUCAUUGACCUAUGAUCCCUUCAAUCCUCUAGUAUUUUGUACAGUAGGAUGUGACGGGCUUGUCAAGCAAUGGCGCACAGACUUUAUAACAGAGCAGCACACAACUAGCGCCUCGGCGUUCAGUUGUAAUAAUAAGCAAUACCAGCGGGUCUUAAUACCGUACAACGGAUCGGGACGCUUUAAGACGUGGAAAAGCAAUGAUCACGGGAAGAUUGCUGUGGCAAAGGCCCCUGCGUGUGUCUCGGUAAUCUACGCGCCAGCAGAAGAUCUACCGUACGUAUUAUGCUCAUAUAUAAAUGGUGACAUACGCUUCUUUCAAAAGCACACUGGGCGACAUACGUGCGACCUCAUUUCUUCGUCUUCAUUCUACGAUUCAGGCCUCUUGAUUCCCAAGAAGCACCACUUCUUCAGCAAUUAUGACAAGGGGUUUCUCACCGGUCUAUUCAGCUCCACCCUUAGGAUCCCCCACGCGACAACCCUAGCCUGGUCUGAUCUGAAGCCGCAGCUCAUUGUCACCGGUUGGACGGAUGGGUGUCUGCGUUUCUUCUUGUCUACCCGCGGUGUUCACGAAUCAGUCGUCGAUGCAGAUGAAUUGGUAAUGUCUUUUCGACUUCUAGCCGUCUUUUCGGUUCCUUGGUUCUUCUCGGCACCAGAUAACGACGGCUUCAGCAUUCGUGCCACCAAAUUCAUUCCUAAGACAUUAAUCGUCGCUGCAGCCUUAGAGUCGGGCCAUCUGCUAUUCGUCAACGUGCGGCCGCUACUCUCAAAGACAAUUCACUCUCUCUUUGACAUGUGCUAUGAAUUCGACGCCGGCUUCUCGGCUGAAUCCAACUACUCAGGCAUAACUAACGAUCAAGCAGCAUUGGAGGCGGGCAAAAGUGACGCCCAAAACACAGACGAAAAGCUUUAUAGACAGCUUAAGCCUCUCUUUACAGAAACAGCUUCUGUUCUCGCUAAUACUUCAAACAUCUUUGUGUUUAACUUAACCAUUUCAUACAGAUGCCACCUUGAGCACAGGACAGUGAUAUUCCAGCACUCUUCGUACACCACGGCGCCCCUGCAACACCAUGGUGGAACUCCAAGGAAGAUCUGUUGCCUCGACAUCCACCCACGUGCGGCGUCGUCGACUGACGCAGAUGACUACAACCUGCUGGCUUUGGGGGAUAACAUGGGAGUAAUGAGUAUACUCCAUAUCGACUCUAAUAUUUGCACAGGAAACCUACCGGAGGGCCGCAUUCUAAUCAAGCACGUCUAUACUUGUCUUGGAACCACCGGAAACCGUCCCACACAUAGUCGGCGAGCGCCCUUAAUUCGGGCGCUCAAGUUCACUCACGAAGUACCAACCUUUAUCCUCCUUUCAGCAUCGUCUGGCGAUUUUCAGCUAAUCGAUUACACUCUGUCUCGCUGUGUAGCACAAGCAAAGGCUAUCAAGGUUCAUAACUCUGAGGUGUUCUCGAUGGAUAUACAUCCCCUAAAUCCGUACACCUGUAUUGCUGCAUGCCAAGAUAAUUCCAUCAGACAAUUCAGCCUCUUGUCUUGCGGCCUUGGAAUGUCUUUUUUGGGCUUUGUAUCCUUGAAGUACCUCUGGUCUAUAUUCACUGAUCGCUCGCCCAGUGCCUUUGCCACUUCUAUCCUAGAUGUGUGUCCCUUUAAAAACACUCUCUUCGACAACGAGGGUGUCCAUGCAAUUGGCUCUAUCAUUAGCAGUUGCUUGGGAGCCAGCGCAAGUACAAAUGAUGAUCGUGAGACAAAGCUACCUUCCUACGUACUAGACCUCAAUGCAGCAUUCGCUUCUAUCGGAUCCUUUUUCCACACAAAUCAAUCUCUCUUUGCAGCUGUUGUUGCGCUAAUACAGGGCAGGGUGACCCCGUACACGCCUUCUCCUGCAUAUGGAUAUUUGCAUGUUGUCAGACGCGUAGAGGCCAUUGUCUCCGUGCUUCUCUCAGAAGUGAUGCAGAUCUGCCAGGUUCCCAUGUUUGCUACUCUUGAGGAAGAAAUUUCAAGGACAUACCAACACAUAUGUACUGAUAGUACACUUUCCUCUGGUUCUGGAAUAGGGCUGAAUGAAAUGAUCUCACAAAUCAAGCAUGAUCUAGGCGGGACGGUGACAAUAUACACCUUGGGAACGGAUGUAUGCUUGAGGGACACGCCAUUAUCGGUGUCUAAUAACAUCACAAACAAGUUUAAAUACGUUCUACAGCUACUUCUUCUGUCGCACAAGUAUGCACUUCUCUCAGACGUUUUAUGGCAGUUUGGGUUUCGUAACGAAGCUCUGCAGGUAUCAAUGUCAGUCAACGAUAAGGAGCGCUGGUUUUCCCAACUUGUUCAUGAAGCAGAAGAGGUCGCACGGCAAGGAGGCUUCCUUUUGCAUGCAAGUAUCUCCACCCCAACAUCAACAGCCUCGGAGGCUCCCUUACGCGAUGCUAUCUCACAGACCAGAGCCCGGUACAACCUUGAAAGUGCAAUCCCAGCUGAUCUAGGCACGAUUCUUCUCCAGAAUGAUCCUGCGGCUCUUGCACUCUAUUUACUGUCUGUAGGAAAGUAUGUCGAGGCCAAAAUUGUGCUUUCUUUUGCCGUUUAUAAUCUGACUUCUACUCACCACCUCUAUGAGUUCGAUACCUUAUAUGGCGGGUCAAGCUCAGUUCGAGUGGCUGCACUACCUUGUCCUGCAUCGUCUGAAAACUUCCCCCUGGGCCUAGACACUCUCAAUACCUUGUACGCGAUAACGUCCUUAAACAUCGCUGCCACUUAUUGUGACGCCCGCCAGCCUCUAGCAGCGGUUUGUGAACUGCUUGUGUGCAGAAGCUAUGACCAAGCCACAAGGCUACUCCUUCUGAACAGGAGUGUCACUCUACUUAUUUUAUUAUUAACCAUGCUCAUUAAAGCAGGAGAAGAAAAUCCACGGCUACUUACACCACAAAAGCUAUAUCCUGCAUCUUACCUACAUGGCGAGAAGUCCUCGGUUGAUGGUACAGACGACUGGGUUCCAGUCAAUGCCAUUCAGCGAUACAAGGCCUUGCUGGUGACUAUGACGAUAGAAUUAUAUUACUCAUACGUUCAUGGAAGCGUAUUUCUUUCUGACGAGGCUCAUACUAUGGCAGAAGAUGAUGCGGGACCUAACUAUCAACUUGAGCCGCUACUAUCAGCAUCCAUAGGAAGCUUAUACAAAGAGGUCGAAGAUACUUCAUUUGACAAGUCCGGUGUCCUUGCGCCCAAGUGCCUAACCGUAAGGGAUGUUGUUAUGCGCUAUACGGGCAACUAUGACGUGGAGUGCGCAGCACAACUAGAUGAGAGCAGGCUAGCAGAGCAUCUAUCAAGUAUUCAGGGUCGCAUUGAAUUCAGCGACGAACCAGACGCGUUUUCCUCGCUGACGGGGUCUGUGUGCAAGGUCUCAUUCCGCUCCCUUGUACACUUUAUAGUGAAGAAACUCUUAGAUGAGUUUCGCGGGCAUUCAGAGGCGUAUAGCAUGUCGCCACAAGAUGCCUAUGGCACCUGCAGAGACGCUGGGGCAGAGGCGCCAGAGUCUGCUGAGGCUGUACCGAUCAGUAAUUCUGCGGCGGAGCUUGCUGCCAAGCCUGUUUUACCAGUCUGGAAAUCAAUAUCCAAACUGCCCAAGGCGGCUUCGGAACAAGUCGUAGCGUCUGAGAAAGCAGAGGACCACGAAAAGAUGGAUGCUGGUAGUGACGGCAUGCACCUAGAGCAACAGUCUGCAGUAGUAAUGCAGUCAAACACGGCACCGAACGACGAUGAGCUUGGCGACAACGACGUAUUCCGGCUGGAUAUAGACCCCGGAUAUGGAUGUCCCAGCGAUGAUGAUUAUGUCCACUCUGUGCAUGACGUAUACCGACACCAGUUAGUCCCCGUGCUGCAUCAAGCUAAGGACGGGGCCGCCCUAUCUGAUGCGUCCAAGAAGACCAGCUGUGUAGCAGCCGAAACCUAUGAUCUUAUAUCUAAGCUUAUCCUGAAACUACCGGUGACGGAUGCCAAUUGGGAUACUCUAUCACCCUAUAUCUCUUUCCUCGCCAAAUGUCUUCCGUGUACAGGCGCUCAGAGGGUGCAUCUACCAUCAACGAUGCCGCACAUUUGCAUCUGCUUUUUGGCAGCAGCCGGCUGCUCCUUCCUCUAUGGACAACACAAGACAGCUAGAACAAUUACUUUGGCUUUGAACAAAACUGUCACCAAGCACCCGGAAACGGAGGUGUUUUCAAUAAAGGAGAUCGUGAAUGGGAUACUAGACAAGAGGAUAUCGGUUCUGCCUGUCAGCAUUAAUGGAGACCAGCCCCUGUUGUACAAGGGAGAAACGUUCUUUGACAACUCCGACGGACGUUGCUUCUCCCUCUUCCUAUUCUUUGAUAAGUAUAUGCACUGGAGCACCUCUGUUCUUAUAUAG
This is a messenger RNA of Giardia duodenalis, 6042 nucleotides long. RefSeq names its product WD40 repeat protein. The coding region runs from base 1 to 6042 and encodes 2013 amino acids. The transcript has a single exon. Gene Ontology annotation, molecular function: protein binding. The record is from RefSeq and is a predicted model, not a curated record. Lineage: Eukaryota; Fornicata; Diplomonadida; Hexamitidae.